This is a messenger RNA of Uranotaenia lowii, 548 nucleotides long. Its product is annotated as histone H3. The transcript has a single exon. The record is from RefSeq and is a predicted model, not a curated record. Gene Ontology annotation, molecular function: protein heterodimerization activity; DNA binding; structural constituent of chromatin. Gene Ontology annotation, cellular component: nucleosome. Lineage: Eukaryota; Metazoa; Arthropoda; Insecta; Diptera; Culicidae. The coding region runs from base 22 to 432 and encodes 136 amino acids.
UGCUGAAACAAUUCAUUCACCAUGGCCCGUACCAAGCAGACCGCUCGUAAGUCCACCGGAGGAAAAGCUCCUCGCAAGCAGCUGGCGACCAAGGCUGCCCGUAAGAGCGCUCCAGCUACCGGAGGAGUUAAGAAGCCUCAUCGUUAUCGGCCAGGAACUGUUGCCCUGCGUGAGAUCCGUCGUUACCAGAAGUCGACUGAGCUGCUGAUCCGCAAGCUGCCUUUCCAGCGUCUGGUUCGUGAGAUCGCCCAGGACUUCAAGACUGAUCUGCGUUUCCAGAGCUCGGCUGUCAUGGCCCUGCAGGAAGCCAGCGAAGCUUAUCUGGUCGGAUUGUUCGAGGACACCAAUCUGUGCGCCAUUCACGCCAAGCGUGUCACCAUCAUGCCCAAGGACAUCCAGCUGGCUCGCCGCAUUCGUGGAGAACGUGCUUAAGUUGCUCCGGAUCUGAUCUGUUUCUGCCAAUUCAAACCAAACGGUCCUUUUCAGGACCACAACUAAAUCUGGAAGGAGUCUUUUAUUGCUGUUUCCUUUUUAUUUGGCGACCGUGA